GCUGCUGAGGCUGUAGAAAUUCCUUUGCUGACAAACGUAUUGUUAUCUUUCAGGAGCCUGUUUGGUUUGGUUUUUAAAUUUUCUUGGGAAGAAAAUGGCUUUCUUAAUGAAAAGCAUGUUGAGCAACCAGGUCAAGAAUUUAGGACUUGGUGGUGGAGGUGAGGAAAGCAAAGAAGAAAGUGGUCCUUCCGACCCAGCUGCAGCAGCAGGAAUGACUAGAGAGGAAUAUGAGGAAUAUCAAAAGCAAAUUGUUGAGGAGAAGAUGGAGAGAGAUGCAGCAUUUGCACAAAAAAAGGCAGAGAGAGCCUGUCUGAGGGUUCAUCUGAGAGAAAAGUACAGGCUGCCUAAGAGUGAAAUGGAUGAGAACCAGAUACAAAUGGCUGGUGAUGAUGUGGAUUUACCAGAAGACCUUCAGAAAAUGGUGGCAGAAGAUCAAGUAGAAGAAGAAGACAAGGAGUCUAUCCUUGGACAGUUACAGAACAUUCAGAAUAUGGAUAUAGACACUAUUAAAGAAAAAGCUCAAGCCACUUUCACUGAAAUAAAGCAAGCAGCUGAACAGAAAUGUUGUGUCAUGUAAAAGAGAAACCAGGGCUUGAGAGCUUUUUGCAAACCAGAUGAAUUUAAUACUGUAUCAUGGGAGUUGCUGCACGGUACAAGCAAAAUUGAUGGAAUGCCAUAUAGUUCCAAAGCAGUAUGUGUACAUAUGAGAGAGCGAGAGAGAGACUUCUAAACCUCCAGAUUUAAAUCAAUGUAGGAGAUGUACCUGCUUAAAUCACACUAACCUAGAGCUGGUCAGCAUUUUUCAAACAAAAAAUUUUUCCAUGAAAAAAUGGCAUUUUCAAAAACAAGAUUUUUCAUGAAAAAUUGUCAAAUUAUUUUUUGCAAAAAGUGCUGCCUUUUCCCCAAAAUUUUUUAUUGAAAAGAUCAAAAAGUGUAUCAGAAUGGUUUUUAAUUUUUUAACCAGAAAUUGGGUCUUUGGUAAAUGAAAAUGUCCAUAAUCACUGUGAUAUUGUUUUCAGAAAAAAUAAAUCAUGAAAAAUAUGUUAAAAAUGAAAAUUGGGUCCGUUUCAAACACUUCAGAACAAAAAUAAUGUUGAAAUUUUGACAUAUUUUGCAAAACUAGACUUCCCUUUUUUGACCAGCUCUAUGCUAAGCAUAAAAAAAAAUCCUGAAAUGUAUAACACUGCAUCCUAAGACAAAUGCUUUAUGGAUUUAGAACUUGCAGUAGAUGCUGCACAAUCGCAUGGCUCUGAGUGAAUAUAGUGAUUUUUGUGGUGAGUCAAAGAGAGGUGGCUAGCACUAGAGCCAGGAAUAAUGAAUAAUGCAAACUUCCUCCAAUUACUUUAACUGCUCCUCAGUCCUGAACUACAACACAAACUUACUCUUACAGUAGUGGGUCUCUCCUGGACUGCCAUUUGUGCCAAAUGAUGUGGGUUUCUGAUGUUGAUAAAUAUCCAGCAUAGGCUAAACUGAGAUAACCAAAUUUAUUUUAUUUAAUACUUAUUCUACAGGUGAAAGAUGCUGUAGAAAUGCAAAGUAUUAUCAUUGUUAUUAGAUCCCAGAUCUCCAGAAGUGACAGGUGAGUAUUUUUAAAUUCAUGGUGUCACCUUGUACUCCUGCAGUUAUCUUUGUUGUGCGUCUUAUACUAUAUACACAUGUGGUGUGUUAGCAGUGAAUCUGAUUGAAGUCUGGGAUUUGCGCAACUUGAAUAGAAGCUUUGUUUCUUUUUCAGCUGUUGAUUUUUUUUCUCUCCACUAUUUCUCAUGCUUUUCUGUAACUCUAAAUUACAAUUAUUAGCCACUGUAGAAUAUAUUUUACUUCUCAUGAAAUGUGCUAUUUAUAAAUCUCAGAACAAAGAACCAGUGAGAUCAGGAAAGAAGAACCAGUGCACUUGUUAGACAUGAAUAUUUAUCUUAUCUGCAGUUUUAAAGGUAUUUAGAGUGGGCUAAAUCCUAAAUUCCUUACUCAAGACAAGAGUCUGAUCAGCUACACCAGUGUCAAUUCUAAAUAAUUCCACUGACUUUCUUCUCAUUUACACUGCUGUGACAGCAGAAUCUGGCCUUUAGGUUUUAGUCUUGACUCAAGUAAAACUUUCAUCAAUGUCAACCAGAGACUUGCCUGAGUAAAGCCGAAGUAAACGCCAAGAGCCUGAUUUCUCCUUUCACUUACCCUGAUAUAAAGUGGGAGUGACUGUAGCAUAAAUGGGAAGAAUUAGGUCCUGAAUAAGGACUUUGGGAUUCAGUCCUGUAAUCAGGUGAACACUAAGAUAGGAUUAAUCAUAAUUUGAUUGGUUUAGCCCUUUUCAUCCCAAAAGUUCUCAAAGCACAAAGGUAUGCAAUGACCAGCUUCCCGCUGAGACAAGCUUGGCACAGCCUCUACUGGCAGACAUGAGGCAUUUUUUUUUCUGAGAGCCUAUAAUAAGAGACAUUAAAUUAGGGACUAUGAGAUAACUUGUCGAUAGCUAGUGCAGAGCGUAGUCUUGUGGUUAAGGCAGUGAACUGGGACUCAAGAUCAGAUUCAGUGCCUGGUUCUGUCACAGACUUCCUGUGUGCCCUUCAGCAAAUUAUGUACUCUUUCUCUGCUGGAGUUCUCCACCUGUAACACAGAGGUAAUAACACUUCUCUGUUGUAAGAAUACACUAAUUAACGCUCAAUACUGCGGUGACGUGGGCUGUGUAAUUCCUUGGACAGAUAGACCAGGAUGAAACUGACUAAUAUUCUACAAUAUGUGUACCUGGAUUAAUGCUCUUUGAGAGGUUUAUAUGUCUGUCUCUCUCUCUCUCUCCCUCUCCUCCCCCUUAGUUUACAUUGAACAAAUGCAUUAAAAUAUGGUCGCUUUUUCAUUGUGAACACACAGGCCAAACCUGGUCUCACUUAUCUUCCUUGAAACGGCCAAAGGCAGCUUUAAAGUGGACUUUAGAUAUGAGAUCCAUGAAGAGUUCAACAUCACUUCCCCCAGUCCUCCAGUUUUUAAUUACUUCUUCCCAACAGCUUCCACCUUUAAUAUUGGACUAAUGGAUUUAUUUGAGUUAAAACUGGCCUCUGGGGGAUCAGCCCCCUGAACUCCCUAGGGGAGGGAGUGCCUUGUAUCUUUCAGGAUCUACAAAAGUGGUUCUCAAACUUUUGUACUGGUGACCCCUUUCACAUAGUAAGCGUCUGAGUGAGACCCCCCAUUCCUAAAUUAAAAACACUUUUUUAUAUAUUUAACACCAUUAUAAAUGCUGGCUGCAAAGCGGGAUUUGGGGUGGAGGCUGACAGCUCAUGACCCCCCAUGUAAUCACCUCACGAUCCCCUGGGGGGUCCCGAGCCCCAGUUUGAGAACCCCGAUCUACAACGUGGUCAGUGAAGGAGCUUUGUUGAGAAUUUCCAAAGGAAUUCCUGUUUGAUGGUCUUCAGAAAGGAGAUGUGGUUGCUUUGAAAUGGGACCUUCAGAGGGUGGGUAUAAUGUGGAAGUAGCUGGGCAUUCUCAGAGCCCAACGGUAGAUACAGAGAAACACCUGCCUCUCUAUUAUUGAACAUUUAAAGGGAUUCUGUCAACUUAAACCAGGUCUGCUACACACAUUCCUUUUCCUAUGUUACUAAUCAUACCCUAGGUACUAAAUGUGAAAGACCCUUUAAAAUCUAGUGUACCAGUCUUUGCUGAUGCUCUCUCUUUACCUGUUGCAUAUCCCUUGGCUUGGCACUGAAUAUCAAAAGAAGCCAGUUUCACUUUCAGGAUUUGGUGCUGCAAUGAUUGGAUUGCAAUGUUUUUAUUGAUUUAAACACAAUGGUUUUUACUGGAAUUUAAAAGCAUUGAAGAGACAUUUAUAUUGAUCCUAAGCAUUAGUUUUAUAAAGUUUUGCUUUCACAAAAUGUAUAUUUUGCUCAAUUUAAGAGGGCAACAUUCCCUUGGAAUAUAAAGUUCUUCUCCCUUUAUCCCA
Messenger RNA from Caretta caretta (loggerhead turtle), 3919 nucleotides. RefSeq names its product complexin 4 (gene CPLX4). Lineage: Eukaryota; Metazoa; Chordata; Testudines; Cheloniidae. The record is from RefSeq and is a predicted model, not a curated record. Gene Ontology annotation, cellular component: terminal bouton; SNARE complex. Gene Ontology annotation, molecular function: syntaxin binding. Gene Ontology annotation, biological process: regulation of neurotransmitter secretion; synaptic vesicle exocytosis; neurotransmitter transport.